Hyaloperonospora brassicae is the source of this 1386-nucleotide messenger RNA. NCBI's taxonomy places the organism in Eukaryota, Oomycota, Peronosporomycetes, Peronosporales, Peronosporaceae. The record is from the annotation of a GenBank genome assembly.
AUGGUCGCGUUUCGUCAAUCGGCCAUUGCCACGGCGUUGUUUGCUCUGGGGCUGUCGACAACGGUCGACGUCGCGCAGGCCGAAGAGCUCUGCUCGAUCCCUCCGCAGUCCUUUGCCCAAGCCAAGACCGACUACCCGGACCUCGCUUUCGCCAUCGAUGCCGUCGAGGAGUACUCCAUUGCGGCGUGGUACACAGACCGCCUGUCGCCAGCCGACCGCGCCAGGAUGCGCAAGGACAUGACGACCAAAUGCUCCGAGGACGCGCGCAUGACGUUCGUCGUGUACGGCAUUCCCAACAAAGACUGCAAUGCGGGCUUCUCGUCCAGUGGGUCCGUGAAGAACGCGGCCGACUACGUCAAGUUUUUGUCGGAACUGACGACUGCGGUCGGCGACCGAAAGGUGCUGUAUGUGGUCGAACCUGACUCCGUGGGGCUACUCGCUGAAGACAAUGGAUGCGGUGUGGGCGCUGGUUACCUCGAGAACCUCAAGGUCGCCGUGAAGGCGCUCUCCGCGAACAAGAACGCCGAGCUGUACGUGGACGUUGGCUACUGGACGCUCGAGAAUGACGCGCAGUUGAAGAACGUCGUGGCGGCCAUGAAAGAGCUGGUCGCCGAGGCAAAGCUCAAGGGCAUUGCGAUCAACACGUCCAACUACCGCUCGAAUGGGCAGAUGGAGAAACUGUGCACCAAGUUCCAGACAGCUAUGGGCUCCGCAAAGAUGACGUGCAUUAUCGACACGUCGCGCAACUUCAACGAGCCCAGCACGACGGACUGGUGCAACGUCAAGGAGGGUGGCAUCGGAUACCCGCCGACGUCGGAAACCAACAUCACCAGCAUCGACUACUUCAUGUGGCUCAAGGUUGCGGGCGAGAGCGACGGCACGUGUUUAGGCGGUCCCGACGCCGGCAAGUUCUUUGAGGGGGGCUUCAAGUUCCUGUGGGACCAAGGGUACCUCGUCAAGGAGCUCGGCAUGAACACGAUCGCCGAUGGAGGGACUGUGUCGCAGUCUUCGGAAGCUGGUGAUCCCCCUUCGCCCGAAACGACCGAGGACGGCAGUGUGACCGACGCCCCGGACACGAGUUCCUCCGACAAGGCCGAGGAAGAGGAUCAGACGCAAGACGAAAGCUCGCCCGAAGUAACUACUCCGACAUCCGGCAGCAUCGAGGUCGGGGCCGAGGUCGAGGCUGAAACGGAGACCGAGACCCCGACCGAGACCCCGACUGAGACUGGGGCUGAAACGGAGACCGAGAUCGAGACUGGGAGUUUAUCGUUGGAGACCGUUGAGCAGAGUCCAACUCAAGAGUCUGAAGCCGCCACGACCCCAUCUCUUGAAGAGAGCCCUCUCAAGACCAGCAAGUGCGUGGUAAAAAGCCGAAUGCGCAAGUAG